AAGUGCACUCGGUUUGAAAUCGGAAAGUUGGCGGGGCUGCGGGAGCUGAGCUGAGAGCCCGGCUGUUGGCUAGAGUGGGCGCGGAUCUGGUGUGGGGAAGGCGGCGGGACUCAGGCCUGCCUGCGAAGCAUUGUCCUACAUAAUGGUAGAGGACGAACUGGCACUAUUCGAUAAAAGCAUAAAUGAAUUUUGGAAUAAAUUCAAAAGUACGGACACCUCCGGUCAGAUGGCGGGACUAAGAGAUACCUACAAGGAUUCCAUGAAAGCAUUUGCAGAAAAGCUGUCUGUGAAAUUAAAGGAAGAAGAACGAAUGGUUGAGAUGUUUCUGGAAUAUCAAAAUCAGAUCAGCAGGCAAAAUAAGCUCAUUCAAGAAAAAAAGGGUAACUUGUUAAAAUUGAUUGCUGAAGUAAAAGGCAAAAAGCAGGAAUUGGAAGUACUGACUGCAAAUAUCCAGGAUCUUAAGGAAGAAUAUUCUAGGAAGAAGGAAACUAUUUCUACUGCUAAUAAAGCGAAUGCAGAGAGGUUGAAAAGGCUGCAGAAAUCUGCAGACUUAUAUAGAGAUCGACUUGGACUAGAAAUUCGAAAAAUUUAUGGUGAGAAAUUGCAGUUUAUAUUCACUAAUAUUGACCCUAAGAAUCCUGAGAGCCCAUUUAUGUUUUCCUUGCAUCUCAAUGAAGCAAGGGACUAUGAAGUGUCAGAUAGUGCCCCUCAUCUUGAGGGCCUAGCAGAAUUUCAAGAGAAUGUAAGGAAGACCAACAAUUUUUCGGCUUUUCUUGCCAAUGUUCGGAAAGCUUUUACUGCCACAGUUUAUAAUUAACGUACAAAUAGUGUAUAUAAAAACGGUUUUUCUUCUCUAUUUUGUAUCUCUUUUUUUUUUCUUUUUUUUAUUAUUAUUCUACUUUAAGUUUUAGGGUACAUGUGUACAACGUGCAGGUUUGUUACAUAUGUAUACAUGUGCCAUGUUGGUGUGCUGCACCCAUUAACUCGUCAUUUAGCAUUAGGUAUAUCUCCUAAUGCUAUCCCUCCCCCCUCCCCCCACCCCACAACAGUCCCCGGAGUGUGAUGUUCCCCUUCCUGUGUCCCUGUGUUCUCAUUGUUCAAUUCCCACCUAUGAGUGAGAACAUGCAGUGUUUGGUUUUUUGUCCUUGCGAUAGUUUGCUGAGAAUGAUGGUUUCCAGUUUCAUCCAUGUUCCUACAAAGGACAUGAACUCAUCUUUUUUGAUGGCUGCAUAGUAUUCCAUGGUGUAUAUGUGGCACAUUUCCUUAAUCCAGUCUAUCGUUGUUGGACAUUUGGGUUGGUUCCAAGUCUUUGCUAUUGUGAAUAGUGCCGCAAUAAACAUACGUGUGCAUGUGUCU
Messenger RNA from Nomascus leucogenys (northern white-cheeked gibbon), 1356 nucleotides. RefSeq names its product SPC25 component of NDC80 kinetochore complex (gene SPC25). Lineage: Eukaryota; Metazoa; Chordata; Mammalia; Primates; Hylobatidae. The record is from RefSeq and is a predicted model, not a curated record. Gene Ontology annotation, cellular component: Ndc80 complex. Gene Ontology annotation, biological process: chromosome segregation.